Brienomyrus brachyistius is the source of this 898-nucleotide messenger RNA. It is a transcript of the gene sec11a, whose product is annotated as SEC11 homolog A, signal peptidase complex subunit. Bases 127 to 666 code for a protein of 179 amino acids. Gene Ontology annotation, cellular component: signal peptidase complex; membrane. The transcript is spliced from 6 exons. Gene Ontology annotation, molecular function: serine-type endopeptidase activity. NCBI's taxonomy places the organism in Eukaryota, Metazoa, Chordata, Actinopteri, Osteoglossiformes, Mormyridae. The record is from RefSeq and is a predicted model, not a curated record.
CGUGUGACGUCUUUUCCGGAAGUGAGCACCGGAAACGCUUUCGGGAAAUUCAAUUCGGUGUUUUCAUUUUAAAAUCGUAUAUGUUAUAUUUAAUUUUAUGUGGUUCCGUUAAAUAAGCUGUAAACAAUGCUGUCUUUAGAUUUCCUCGACGAUGUGCGGCGAAUGAAUAAGCGCCAGCUGUAUUACCAGGUAUUAAAUUUUGGUAUGAUCGUGUCCUCCGCCCUGAUGAUCUGGAAAGGCCUUAUGGUGGUCACCGGCAGCGAGAGCCCCAUCGUGGUCGUGCUCAGUGGGAGCAUGGAGCCCGCCUUCCACCGAGGAGACCUCCUGUUCCUGACCAACCGCGUAGAAGAUCCCAUCCGAGUUGGAGAGAUUGUGGUCUUCAGGAUAGAAGGGAGGGAGAUUCCAAUAGUACACAGAGUACUUAAGAUUCAUGAGAAAGAUAAUGGCGAUAUUAAGUUCCUGACCAAAGGUGACAACAAUGCAGUCGACGACAGAGGCCUGUACAAGCAGGGCCAGCACUGGCUAGAGAAGAAGGAUGUGGUGGGGAGAGCCCGGGGGUUUGUGCCAUACAUUGGAAUAGUUACAAUCUUGAUGAACGACUACCCUAAAUUCAAAUAUGCCGUGCUUUUCCUUCUGGGUCUCUUUGUGCUCGUCCACCGGGAAUGAAGAAAGCAGACGAUGAUACUGAGGGUUUAUGACACACGCGCACACAGACACACGCACACACAUCCCCAUGUUAGCUUCUGUGAAAUAUCUGUAAUAGGGUUGUCACUAUACCUUCAACUAGAUAGGCAAAGUGAUAAGGCAUCUGUCAACAUUUUUACUGUUUCACUCAAAAAACCAUGUUUAAGGAAACCUUUGCUUUUGCACUGGGAAUAAAACCUGUUUUACAAAAGUC